This is a messenger RNA of Acanthopagrus latus (yellowfin seabream), 1376 nucleotides long. RefSeq names its product serine/threonine-protein phosphatase PP1-beta catalytic subunit-like. Lineage: Eukaryota; Metazoa; Chordata; Actinopteri; Spariformes; Sparidae. Gene Ontology annotation, biological process: regulation of circadian rhythm; circadian regulation of gene expression. The coding region runs from base 84 to 1157 and encodes 357 amino acids. The transcript is spliced from 9 exons. The record is from RefSeq and is a predicted model, not a curated record. Gene Ontology annotation, cellular component: nucleus; cytoplasm. Gene Ontology annotation, molecular function: protein serine/threonine phosphatase activity.
CUGUUUUGUUAGCCGCAGCGCCCCCUAGUGUCUGCAGGAGGGAACAUAACCAGCCAACGCUGUACCACCACAUCAGUGUGAAGAUGGCGGAGGGUGAAUUGAACGUGGACAGCCUCAUCUCUCGGCUUCUGGAAGUACGGGGAUGUCGCCCGGGGAAGAUAGUCCAGAUGACGGAGGCAGAGGUGCGGGGCCUCUGCAUCAAAUCCAGGGAGAUCUUCCUCAGCCAGCCCAUCCUGCUGGAGCUUGAGGCGCCCCUCAAGAUCUGUGACAGGGUAACACUUCCCCAGCCGGGUCAUAUAUUAAGUCACUGUUUACCUCGAUUGACUAUAUGGAUGAAGAAGGAUACACAUAGUGUAGGUGAUAUCCAUGGGCAGUACACAGAUCUACUGAGGCUGUUUGAAUAUGGUGGCUUCCCUCCAGAGGCAAACUACCUUUUCCUGGGCGACUACGUGGACAGAGGGAAACAGUCGCUGGAGACCAUCUGCCUCCUGUUGGCCUACAAGAUCAAAUACCCAGAAAACUUUUUCCUGCUCAGGGGCAACCACGAGUGUGCUUCCAUCAACCGCAUCUACGGAUUCUACGAUGAGUGCAAGCGCAGGUUCAACAUUAAGUUGUGGAAGACCUUCACUGACUGUUUCAACUGCCUCCCCAUUGCUGCUAUCAUUGAUGAGAAGAUUUUCUGCUGCCAUGGAGGUUUAUCGCCUGAUUUGCAGUCAAUGGAGCAGAUUCGCAGGAUUAUGAGGCCAACAGACGUGCCUGAUACAGGCCUGCUGUGUGACCUGUUGUGGUCAGACCCAGAUAAGGAUGUACAAGGUUGGGGAGAGAACGACCGCGGGGUCUCCUUCACUUUCGGAGCAGAUGUGGUCAGCAAGUUCCUAAACCGCCAUGACCUGGACCUCAUCUGCAGAGCCCACCAGGUUGUGGAGGAUGGAUAUGAGUUCUUUGCCAAACGCCAACUGGUCACACUUUUCUCUGCUCCAAACUACUGCGGGGAGUUUGACAAUGCAGGUGGCAUGAUGAGCGUUGACGAAUCCCUCAUGUGCUCCUUCCAGAUCCUAAAGCCUUCAGAGAAGAAGGCAAAGUACCAGUACGGUGGUGUAAAUUCUGGUCGGCCUGUCACCCCGCCCCGCACCGCCCAAGCCCCAAAGAAGAGGUGAAUGCGCAACCUUGGCUCUUCUCCCCUUCCUCCCUUCUCCCCCUUGUCCGUCCCCAGUCUGCCAUCGCAGCAAACCCCUGUAACUCCCCUGUAUAGCGAAGAUACAGGGCUUAUCUAAUUGCCCAAAUCUUUCUCCUCUUUCUUCACCCGCCCUCCCCAACUCCACUGACAGCUCUUUUCUUAAUGUGUACGUGUACAUAAAUUUGCUGUGACCAAUCUG